Molecule: messenger RNA, 782 nt
Organism: Xyrauchen texanus (razorback sucker)
Lineage: Eukaryota; Metazoa; Chordata; Actinopteri; Cypriniformes; Catostomidae
Product: acylphosphatase-1-like
Exons: 3
Coding region: 78-329 (83 amino acids)
Molecular function (GO): acylphosphatase activity
Source: RefSeq, a predicted model, not a curated record
UGACGCACUGCGAUGACGUCACCGGUCGGCGCGCGUUGCCAAUUGAUGAGUGAAAAAUCGAAGUCGAGAAGGUGAUCAUGUCCUCUGAAGAACUGUUGUCUGUAGAUUAUGAGUCAGAGGGGAAGAAGCUGGGUCUGGUGGGAUGGGUGCAGAACACUGAUGCUGGGACGGUUCAUGGGCAGCUCCAGGGUCCCGUCUCUAAAGUCCAACAGAUGCAGCAGUGGCUUCAAACCACCGGCAGCCCGCAGUCACGAAUUGCCAAAGCCGAGUACAAGAACGAGCGCACUGUUGACAAACUGGAUUUUAAGGAUUUCAAUGUAGUUCGUUAAUGAAAAUAACCAAUCAGUUAUUAUUUAUUGCAAUAGAUAUAUGUAUUAUUAUAUUGCUUUCCAACUUAUCUGUUACUGAAAUAAUUAUCAUUGGACGCCGCCUAGCAAAACUUGACCAAAUGUAGAUAUGUGAAUACAGACUUUUGUUUUACAUGCAAUAAUUAUUCAGUUUAAUAAUUGAAAGAACAAAUAUGUUUGGAAGUUCAAAAUAACAUAUAAAAAAUCCACUAAGCUGAAAUAUUUGUGGUGGUACGUGCCCCCUCAGUUUGAAUGGGCACGACUCCUCUGUUAGCCAGUUAGAUAAUGUUACUAUGGUGACAUUUAAAUAGUAAGAACUGAGCAAUUUUUAAUACAUAAAUGAAAACCAAUUGUUUUAAUUUAAAAGGCCUAAAUAUAUAUGUGCAUGAUUAAUGGACAACACAAGUCCUAUAAUUUCUUAAGCUCAACUGCUUU